AUGUCUUACAUGCGCCAGCCCAACGGCAACGGUAGCGUUAGCUAUAUGAACGGCGCAAACCGCAAUAGACUCGCAGACGAGCGCUCCCGCUCAAGGGGUCCUGCAAGCGCAUUUGGCUACGAUGGAACCUCACGUCAAGAGAGCCACAUUCGAGUCCCCGCAAGGGUAGAUAGGCAUCAUGCUCAGAGACGGAGCUACGGACAAAGUAUGGAAGACUCCCGGUCGCGAUCACGUGGAGCGCCGGCGUCGGCACGCUAUGGAGCACGUGGUGGUGAGGUGGAAGAGAUAUUGCGGUACAUUUCCCAGCAUUGGUCCUUCAUGGCGUCAGAUGGCUGCAUACCCGUCAAGGUGGCAUUGCAGCUUAUGGACCCUUCGUCUCUUGGCUUAGCAGACCAAUACGAUCAGUUUCAGGACGUCCAUCAACAAUUGCAGAAUGCGCUCAAAGUGAUUGUGAACGAGCAUCACCAGGGUUUUAACAGCUCCAUAGGCACCUUCCACAAGAUUCAGGCAGCGAUACAUGCAAGCCAACAGCGUGUGAGAACAUUACGGGCGGGCCUGCUGCAAGCUAAGGAGAGUCUGGGCGCACCACGGCCGGAGUUGAGAGCCUUCGCUACGAGCAGCCAGAGCUAUGAUCGGAUGCUGCAGGUUGUCAAUGAUAUUGAAGAGUUGCAGACCAUUCCGGACCGCCUGGAUGCACUCAUUUCGGAGAAACGGUUCCUCGGUGCAGUUGCCACGUUGAAGGACGCACUAGCACUGAUUCGCAAGCCGGAAAUGGAUGACAUCGGUGCACUUUCGGAACUGAGAGUGUACCUGUCGAACCAAGAGCACAGUUUGACUGAUAUCUUGAUCGAGGAACUGCACAGCCAUCUCUACCUGAAGUCACCUUAUUGCGAGGAGAGAUGGAAAGCUCAUUCCAAACGAGACGGCAGCGACGGAGCGGUCGUUGUAGAUGAAGACCGAGCUAUGCACAUCUUCCUUGACAACUACGAUGGAUCACAGCCGAUGCAGGAGGAUGCAACACGCAACCCGGAGGCGAACACCUUCUACUACGUUCAACUGCUUACGGAGUCGCUGUUUAACCUGGGAAAGUUGGAGGUGGCAGUGGAUGCCAUUGAACAGCGAUUACCGGUUGAACUGUUCAGGGUAGUGGAGCGCAGCCAUGGCGAGGUUGAACAGCGGCAUCCAUCGACCAUGCGCUCCGCCGCUGCUCGUAAUCGGCAGCAAAUGUACGGCGGGGUGCAUAAGCGACUGGACGCCGAGCAGCAGGACAUAUUAAACGAUCUUCUAAUCACAUUAUAUGCCAAGUUUGAGGCCAUUGCGGAGGGACAUCGCGUGCUGCACGAUGUUACCGCGGCAAUGCUUACCCGAGAUGCUGCACAACCCAGCGACUCAGAGACACUCAAUCGGAGCUUCAGAGAGCUGUGGAAGCUUCUGCAAUCCGAGAUCCGAUCGUUACUCCACGAUCAUCUAACCGCAAGUGGCGUAGAUGCCGGCGGCCAAAGGAGCAAAAACGGCGCCCUCACAGCGAACAUCUUCCGGCCGCAGCCUAGAGACCGGACACGAAAGUUAUUCAAGCUGGCAGAUACCGACAGUAAAUGCACUGAUCUCACGACAGAACGGGAGGACCUCGAGUUCAUCCUCCGCUCGUCCGUGCCGGGAUUGGUGAACACAAGCCAGGCGCAAAAUGCGAGACCGGACGCCGAGAACAGCACCAUCCGUGCGGACAUGUCUGCAACUGGGCACAAGCUACUCGUCGAACCCAGCGUCUUCAACAUGAGCGUACUUCUACCACCCUCCCUAGCCUUCCUCAACAGACUGAAAACAAUCGUCCCCUCCCAUUCCGGCGUCGUCGCAAGCACGCUAACCAGCUUCCUGGACGACUUCCUGAUCAACGUCUUCUACCCGCAAUUGGACGAGACCCUCGUCGAUCUGUGCUCGCGCAGCAUAGACGACUCGUCUGCCUUUCUGCCAGACCCGCAAUGGCAAGCGCACAGUCAACGCCCCGUUUUCGCCGGCACGGUGCGCUUCUUCGAGGUCGUGGAGACGGUGUGUGUCAUGCUUGAUGCCCUGCCGCAUGAGCAGAGUUUCAGCGCAUUGGUUGUGCAGCAGAUGCGGACGUAUUAUGAUAAAUGCUACAAUUGGUCGAAGGGCUUGCUGCAGCGCGCCGUGGCGACGCAGGAAGGACAGGGCGCGCUUAAGAUGCGCUUAUCUGCUGAGUUGGCCACGAGUGGUGAUAUCAGCGCGCUGGUGAUUGAGAUGCUGAAGCUUUCGUCGAGUGGGGAUGAGCGGGAGCAGAAAGCGCUGGCGGAACGAGAGGCUGCGCUCUUGAUACACAUGGUGAAAGAACGGUCGAUCGAAGAAGUGGACCUCAUCAACGACCGCAAAUCCCUAUCCUCCCUCUGCACACUCCACGUCAGCAUGAAGUGGCUCGCCGCGCGCUGCCACAAUCUACGCUACAUCAGCCCGCGCGCAAUCGACAUGGGCAGCACGAACAACACCGACACCACACCAUCCUCCCAAACCCCACACCACCACGCCCGCCGCUGGACCACGCCAUCCCACCACCUCGACCCCGCCCCGACCAACCCCUACCUCCCCCUCGACCCAAACACCGCCACCCAAUUCGACGCCGUCAUCCUCUCCUUCCGCGAACUCAGCACCCUCAUCCUCCGCACCCUCCACAUCGACCUGCGCCUGCAUUUACUCCACGGAAUCGCCGCGAGCAUGAGUAGUACCUACUCCCUCGGCCAACCGUACAAUGACCCCGACCCGGCGAUCCUGGAUUUGAGCGGGAGUCUCUCGACUUAUGAUACCGCGAUUUCGUCCGCGCUGUUGCCGGCACAGUACGGGUUUCUGACGGCACAUGUGCAUGCGUUGGUGAAUCAUACGCUUAUUGCGCUGGUGACGUUUAUCCCGUCCCUUGACGACUUCGGUCUGGAUCGACUGAGAUUGAAUGUGUCGGUGCUGCAGCAGAGUCUGAAAUCACUCUCCCCACCCUCAACAUCAACCCCAACCUCAACCACCACCUCAUCAUCAUCCUCCUCCUCCACUUCCAACCUAAGCAAAGCCGCCGACUUCUACGCCCUCGCUGAAGCGGGCUGCGACAACAUCGUCAACAAGGGACGAACAGGCGGCGGGGGGUUAGUUUGAGGAGGGCGGGACGGUCGACGGAUGGGCGGGAAGGCGGUCGGGAGAGGGAUGUGGGGGGGAGGGUAGGGGAGGUUGGAGUGGCUAGUUAAGUAAUGUUAGGAGGAGGAUAGCGACGCAGAACCCUCGAUAGCGUAGCUGACGUUUGUUUGAACAAGGAGUGAUGGUUGAUGAGGAGAUUUGAUGUGGAGAAGUAUGUAGGAUGUCGGAUAAACUUCUCCCCAUACUGCUGCCUACCGAGAUCUAUCGUCACCCCUUUUGCCGGUUGAGCUGAUGCCCACCAGACAGAAACAACGCUAAGUUCAGAUGUCAUACUAUUCAUUCGUUCAUUCGUUCGCCGCACGCCUUCGUAGACACCGCUUCAGAGCCAUUGUGGCAUCCUUCUUG
Molecule: messenger RNA, 3534 nt
Organism: Baudoinia panamericana UAMH 10762
Lineage: Eukaryota; Fungi; Ascomycota; Dothideomycetes; Mycosphaerellales; Teratosphaeriaceae
Exons: 3
Coding region: 1-3150 (1049 amino acids)
Biological process (GO): Golgi to plasma membrane transport; exocytosis
Cellular component (GO): exocyst
Source: RefSeq, a predicted model, not a curated record